AUGGCUUCAUUCCCUGACUUGAAGACAUGUCCCCUAUGCAAAGAACUGUGCUGCUCAUCUGCUCCGCUCUCCUCCAACUCGUCCACCUCCUCGUCCUCGUCCCAUGCCUCAACUAGCUCAUCUACCUCAUCCUCCAGAAGGCUCCACGUCCUCCCCUGCCUCCAUGCCUUCUGCAGGCAGUGUCUGGAGGGCCAGCGGAACCCCGGAGACCCCUUGAAACUCCGGUGCCCGACAUGUGACCAAAAGAUUCUAAUGCCCGAAUCAGGAGUAGACGCCUUGCCCUCGUCAAACUUUUUAUUUAGCAACCUGUUGGAUGCCAUGGUAAAUUUGUCUGAGGAGCAAAUUAACAAUACUGUUAGCAGCAGCAGGGGCAACAACUUGUCUCACAGACACAGCAGAAAGCCCCUGUGCAGCUCUUGCGACGAGGGCAACCCUGCUACCUCUCACUGCCGAGACUGCCAGGAGUACCUUUGUAACAACUGUGUAAGGGCACACCAAAGGGUCCGGCUUACCAAAGACCAUUUCAUUGAUAGACUAGUGGAGAGUCUGUUUCACCAGCACCUGGGGAACCUAACCAACAACUGUAACAACACUUCUACUGCCACUCUGAGCCAGUCCUCCUUCCAGUCGAGCUACUCUCUGCUGCCUGUCUUUCAGGACAAGCUGAGUUUCUGCCAGCAGCAUGACAAUGCGGUAAGUUUGUCCAUCUGAGUCUAACAGCAGUAAUGUUGUUUAAUUUCAUCAUCAGAUAGAUUAGAGGAUGUGGGAGGAUGGGGCUGUCUGGCCCUCCACCUCUUCAAAGCCUAACGUGGGUUUGGGUGUUAUUGGACAAACUCAUACAUUUACAUUUACAUUUUAGUCAUUUAGCAGACGCUCUUAUCCAGAGCGACUUACAGGAGCAAUUAGGGUUAAGUGCCUUGCUCAAGGGCACAUCGACAGAUUUUUAACUUAGUCGGCUUGGGGAUUAGAACCAGCGACCUUUCGGUUACUGGCACAACGCUCUUAACCACUAAGCUACCUGCCGAUCUACCAUUCGGGCUUGACAGUCCAUAGCAAUAUCACAGUUUCAUAACACUAAUUUCACAGUCUCCGUCUCAUUACACCAAAGUCAUGGAUAAAUAAUAUAUUAUAUAAAUGUACAUUUGGAGAGUUUUUGGAGCAGUGUCUCUGCUGGGGUGUACUUGGACUAAGCAGCAGUGCAGUCCCUCACUCCUGUCCAUUGUCUCACGUCACUAGACGUCACGCAGUUGCCAGGAGCCAAUGCAGACGUGAGACAAUGCACUCCUGUCCUGACUCCGGUGCAGACAGUGUGUGGUGUGAAAGUGUAGGCGUGCAGGCUCCCAACAGAGAAACACACAGGAAGCCUUUACUCAGUGGAAGGCCAGUCGGAAUGCCAUGACGUCGUAACGUUAGUCUUCAGCAGAGCAGUCGUCUGGGAGACAUGCUGAUGAUAGGACUACACACACACAUUCUCUCUGAGGACCAAGAUGGGAUGGAGGGGAGCCAUCUGGUGUUGUGGAGCUGCUUGUAGGCUGGAGCCUGCGUCUCAAAUGGAACCAUAUUGCCCUAUGGGCCCUGGUCAAAAGUAGUGCACUAAAAAUUGGAAUAGGGUGUCAUAUGGGAGGCAGCCAGAGAGAGAGGGGUUCCUUUCCUCCUAUGGUAGGACCAGAUCUUCAUCAGGAAUGUGGAACGGUUUUCGCUAGGGCUGAGGAAACCUUUAAUACAGUUUAAAGUUCUACUGUAGGCUACACAUGCACAAACAUUGCAUUGGCAUGAUUCAGCUCUUUUAUGAAAGGAAUUGUAAAUAUUUUCUCCCCAUGAAUGUAAAUCUCGGUGUUGAAGAGGCUUUGAAAAUAGUUUUAACAUGACAGAGUGGACGGUUGGUUUCCCUGCUAGUCCAGACAUCAGCAGACAUAGCAUUAACAAUGGGGCCCAGCCUUCUCAUUGGGAUUAUGAAAACAAUGUCUAGCCAAAAUAACUCUGUGGAUGCAUCCCAAAUUGCACCCUAUUCCCUAUAUAGUGCACUACUUUUGACUUGAUCCCUAAGGUAAAGUAGUGCACUACAAAGGGAAUAGGGUGCCAUUUGGGACUCGAUGUUGCCAUAAAACAGGCAGGCAGCGUGGCCGGCGAGUCAGUGGAACAUAUGUCUGAACAGUUAACGCUGUUAUAUGAAGAAGACAGAUGGAGCAGUCAGUCCACCAGUCCAGUCCAGUCUGGGAAAAUAAAGAAAGCAGUUGGAACCGUCUGCAGAUUGUGUUUCUGAUGAACAGUGGAAAGUAGAAGGGUGAUUCACUCAGCGUGUGAGUCACAUUUUUUCAUCUGCUGAGUCCAGAUUUUUGUACAGCUGGAAUAUCACCAUUGUUUGAAACAGAAUGGGUCUACGCAAAAUCCCAGCUGUGAUGAAGUGUUGGGCACACCUAUCAGUGUAGAGCACGAGCUUGUCAAAGGGAGAUGUGUCCAUUAAUGGAUUUUUGUUUUGACCGCCAGGUCUCGGUUUUGGUUCUUGAACUUCCGGGUACUGGAGUGGACAUUCCGUUUGGACACUUCCCUUUAGUUGGGUAGUUCCUUCAGACUCUUCCAUGAACCAGGGGGCUCCUAUGGGUGGGUGUGUGUGUACUGGGAGGGGGCUGUAGGGUAGUUCAGCAGACGCAGGUCUGGCUGCCCCCCCCCCAACACACGCACACACAGCACACAUGGAAGCGCUUUCAUAAUUUUAUAUACAAGUAACGUCUGGCAUGGCAUCAAAGCAGCCCUCUCUCUCUCUCUCUGGGAUUGGAUGGAAGCCCUAUUCCUAGACAGCGAUGGGCUCUGAAAUGUCUCAUGUGUUUCUGGCUCAUAGUCAGUCCAUGAGGAGGCACAGUUCUUAUUAGGGUUCUGAAAUUCUGGGAACUUCCCCAAAAACUUUUCCAGAAAUCCUGGUUGGAAGAUCACUUGAAUCUGGAGGGAAUAAGUAGAACAUCUAGGAACGCUCCAACCGGGAUUGGAGAAGAAAACCUGGGAGUUUUGGUGAGUGAAUCACAACUGGAAGUAAUCUAUCUGCACACAGAAAGACUUGGCAUAUGCUUGUAGUGUUCUAUUGCUGAGGCUGAGCCAUAGAGAUCAAGUCAUGCAUGUUACUGGAAGGACGCACAAACCAACAAACACUGCUGGCCAUUUUUUAGAGCGGUACACACUCCGUCAUGGUGCUCUGAACGCAUUCUCUCUUUCUCCCCUCUUACACACACACACACACACACUCUCUGCUGGGGCCCGAGCUGAUAUUGUUUGUCUUCUCGUAAGCAGCCAAUGAGGUCACCCCAUUUGUCUUGAUACGGUGGUCGUGCACACUGUUUUCAGUGUGUGUGUGUGUGUGUGUGCAGCGCUUAGCAUUCUAGGCCACGUGUGACUUCUGUGAAACAGGAUGAGCACGGAAAGGGCAACACCGGGUUGUGUUGAUCUGUACGGUCCACGCUCUGUGUGUGUGUGUGUGUUUUACAUCAGCCCCGUGUGGGAAUUCUGGCAUUUUUACAUUAUUCUCUCUCUCUUUACAUUUCUCAUGGAUCUACAGGCUAGCGAGGAAACAACAAUUUAGUUGAUUUUACUGUCUGAGAUUCUGAUGAAUCAUAAUUCCAGAUGUUUUCUGAUUUAGAAGUUUUUGAAGUCCACCAUUCCAGGGAAUGGUUUGAGUCCCUUUUUUAUUUAUUUAUUUAUUUACUUCAGACACAUUAAAUACCAUAAUAUGGACUGGAAAGUGAUAACAGCUCUGUCCAGUUCCACAGAAGUUCCAGUGCAUCCUGACUUUGGUUCCUUUUACCCCAGCUUUGGGUCACCUUUGGCCACUUCUGUUGGCAGUUUGGUGUUUUAAAGGCCUAUACUAUUCCUCCCCUCCCUCUGAUGCUGAUAGAUACAGGAUCACAACCUCUGGUAGGGUAACACAACACUAGGACUGUAACGGUCAUGGAAUCUUGGAUGAUUGUAAUUGGCUAGCCAAAUGACCGCGGUCACUGUAAUAACCGUUUGAAUAACAAACAUAUAUUAUUAUUAACGUUUUUUGGCUGAGGUUUUCUGCUCUCCUCUCUACUGGCAGUCAUGUGCAAUAGGGUGCCAUUUGGGACGCAUGUGCUAUGUUUCCAGUAGUUUUAUGCCGUGUGUUCAGAGGAGAUGCCUAAUCCUAGAGUACACUUCUUCCUGGCACUGGGGAACUGUAUCUGUCAUUGAAAUGCCAACCCAAACCCUCAACUUCAGUAUCAUGCGUGGAACUCCACAUACAGUAUAAACCCAGGACAAUUUGCGCUAAUGCGUGAAUGACGCUAGAGACAUUUGAGCUGGUGGGGUGGAACGGAAGUGGAGGGAGGGAGGGAGGGGCUCAUACCAAGAUGAUGUCACUAGUAGGCAUUUAGUACGAUAUAUCGACCUUCAUAUCGGUAUCAGACACACACACACACACUAGGAUAAGGGAAUUCUUUCUGUGCCAGAGGCAUGGGACGGGUACUACAUAACAUCAGUGAGUGAGUGAUUGCAUAUUGGUCAGUCAGAUGAAAAUCACCUUAGACAGCACAACCUAGUGGUCCCUGGGAAUCUCAAUAGCAUAUUCCUCGUGUCCUCUCUCCUUGUCUCCUUCUCAACACCCAUUGGAGGAGAAGGUCAGAGGGGAAAAACCUCUGGCUUUCUCCUCCAAUGGGUUUAGAGAAAGAGACGAGGAGAGAGGAUGCGAGGAGUAUACAAUUGGGAUCUUCCCCAUCAGUCUGGCUCUCCUGCUCUGAGCUGGGGUCUAAAGACGUCAGCAUGCUUCAGUUCAGCUGGCGGCUAGCCGAACCAAAUGAGUGUGCUCGCAAACACCUUUUAAAGACCUUCGCUUGAAAAAUGAGAAACAAGCAGCAAUAGUACCAUUUUGUCGAUUUGAGACGCUGUAGCCAAUUCAUCAACAUAGUCAGAAUUCAUCUAAAAUAACCCAAGAAAUCUGCCACUUUGAAAUUUUGAUGUUUGGUGCAGUAUGAAAAAAUUAGCACGAAAACCAGUCUUUUCUCGUUGAAUGACAACAAAUACUUUAUUGACGAAUCCCUACUGUUGACCAAUCACAGACGAAGGAGCGUAGACUUCAGCCACGGACUUCGGCUACGGACUUUGGCUUUCCUCAAGGAAAAAAUGUUUUGUGUGGCCGAACAGCCGAAGGAACCCUUACCGAAGUCCAAAACGUGGUGUUGAAGGCUGUAUUCGAGGUGCUAGUCACCACUGAUGGAUUGGCCUGUGUGGUGGGGAGAGGAAAGCACCUCCAAACUCCUUAAUUUGGUAAUUUCAUUGAGAUUAAUCUGCCUCAGUGAUUACUGUCGGAUAGAUCCGUUGACAUUUUCAAAUUGCUCACUGGGUAGAGAGAAGGGGCCAAUGGGUGAGAUAUGUACCCCGGCCCAUGCUGAGUGAUCCAUCAUUUUAUGAGGACUUUGUGGUUCUGAGUGGAUUACACACACUCGCUCUCAUACUGAAUCUCCAGAACGAACUCGAGUAUCCAGUCUAAAUUAAUUCUCAUUGUGAAAACACUCUGACAACUUCACCUCUGCAUUAAGCCUUAGUAUCGUCAGAGAAGUAUGUCCCCACACCAGCACCAAAUCAUAUUAUGACUGUUGCUAUAGAGACAUGUACUAGCUAUGUACUAUAUGGUCCUUGAAUGAAGUUCUGGAUACGUGCCACGCAUCCAUGCACUUUAGUGCUAAUACAUAGGAACAUAUCUAAGAUAAACGUGUCUUUAGGGGCUCUGUAUUGUAAAUAUUGAUGUUCUUGGCAACUGACCAAUGUAAUUGUUUAUUGGCCUAUAUUAUGUGGUGAUUUGGCCUGCAUCACUCACCCUACUUUCUCCAUCCAACCCUGUACACUCUACCCUUUCACUCCUGCUUCCCCUCUUCCUGUACGCUCUACCCUUUCACUUCUGCUUCCCCUCUUCCUGUUCGCUCUACCCUUUCACUCCUGCUUCCCCUCUUCCUGUUCGCUCUACCCUUUCACUCCUGCUUCCCCUCUUCCUGUACGCUCUACCCUUUCACUCCUGCUUCCCCUCUUCCUGUACGCUCUACCCUUUCACUCCUGCUUCCCCUCUUCCUGUUCGCUCUACCCUUUCACUCCUGCUUCCCCUCUUCCUGUACGCUCUACCCUUUCACUCCUGCUUCCCCUCUUCCUGUACGCUCUACCCUUUCACUCCUGCUUCCCCUCUUCCUGUACGCUCUACCCUUUCACUCCUGCUUCCCCUCUUCCUGUACGCUCUACCCUUUCACUCCUGCUUCCCCUCCUUUCUUUCUUUCUUUCUUUCUUUCAUUCUUCCCCUCACUCUUUCUUUCACUCUACUCUGCUUUAGACAGGACUGUGUCCAAAACACUGAGUAUGUGAUGCCGUACAGUACAUCGUUGUGCAGACCGAGGCAGAGCCAUAGCUUAAUGUCAUUGUUACUAUUAUUCAAUCGUCAGGACCCGACAGUCAACAUGUUAGAUAUUGUACAGAAUGUAACAAUAAAACUUUGUCUGCGGUUGGUUGUUGCUGUAUGUGAGAGGAUGACUGUUCUGUUGCUGACUGUGUGCUUCUUUGACUGUCCCUCUGCAGGUUCUGUAUUUCUUCUGUGACACGUGCUCUGUGCCCGUCUGUGGGGAGGGCAGUGCGAGUUGUCACUCAGGCCACAGCCUCCGCUACCUCCAGGAUUCCCUGCAGGACUCCAGGACCCUCACCAUCCAGCUGCUGGCAGACGCCCAGCAGGGCAGGCACACUGUACAGGUAGGUAAUGUGAUGCAGGGCGGGCACACUGUACAGGUAGGUAAUGUGAUGCAGGGCGGGCACACUGUACAGGUGGGUAAUGUGAUGCAGGGCGGGCACACUGUACAGGUGGGUAAUGUGAUGCAGGGCGGGCACACUGUACAGGUAGGUAAUGUGAUGCAGGGCGGGCACACUGUACAGGUAGGUAAUGUGAUGCAGGGCGGGCACACUGUACAGGUAGGUAAUGUGAUGCAGGGCGGGCACACUGUACAGGUAGGUAAUGUGAUGCAGGGCGGGCACACUGUACAGGUAGGUAAUGUGAUGCAGGGCGGGCACACUGUACAGGUGGGUAAUGGGACGCAUCUCUGACCAUCCGAGAAAUCCGUCUCUCAACUGCCACUGGGUUUUAGUAUGGUGUUGGCAACACUGGGUUUGUGGGUUUGAUCCUGGUCUCUGUCCCUUUAGGUAGAGGUGUCUCUAAAUGAGGAUAUAAGGACCUUCUUUUCAUCCUUGUGAUCAGAAGAUAUAUAGGGGGAUAAACAGCAAGGACACUCUACGUUGGUGUGUGUGUGGGCCACUAGGCAGUAUAGGGGGAUAUACAGCAGGGACACUCUACGUUGGUGUAUGUGUGGGCCACUAGGCAGUAUAGGGGGAUAAACAGCAGGGACACUCUACGUUGGUGUAUGUGUGGGCCACUAGGCAGUAUAGGGGGAUAUACAGCAGGGACACUCUACGUUGGUGUGUGUGUGGGCCACUAGGCACUAUAGGGGGAUAAACAGCAGGGACACUCUACGUUGGUGUAUGUGUGGGCCACUAGGCAGUAUAGGGGGAUAUACAGCAGGGACACUCUACUUUGGUGUAUGUGGGUCACUAGGCAGUAUAGGGGGAUAUACAGCAGGGACACUCUACGUUGGUGUAUGUGUGGGCCACUAGGCAGCUCUGUCAGUUUGUAUUCAGAGACUUGACGGCAUCAGGAGCAGAAUGGAUAAUUAGUGUCCUCCAUCACUCCAGCCUCAUAGGGCCCGGAGAGGGAGAGGAGAGAGGGAGGGGAGGUUAGGAGAGAGGGAGGGGAGGUUAGGAGAGAGGGAGGGGAGGUUAGGAGAGAGGGAGGGGAGGGUAGGAGAGGGGGGAGGGAGGGAGGGUAGGAGAGAGAGGGAGGGAGGGAGGGUAGGAGAGAGAGGGAGAGGGAGAGAGGGAGAGGGAGAGAGAGAGGAAAAAAAAAAAAGGCCAUAGUGCCCAUUUAUAGCCCCCUCUAAUAACAUGAAUGCGUCCCAAAUGGCACCAUGUUCCCUACAUAGUGCACUACUUUUGACCAGAGCCCUAUAAAGGGUAUAGGGUGUCACUUGGGAUGCAGACAACCACUCAGAACAUUAGGCCACUCCUCCUUAGCCAGCUGGCUGGCAGGUGGUGUGUCAUCCAGCUGUGAAGAGAAAGUGAAGAGUGUUGGGAACAGGAUGGCUUUAGAAGGACGGCCACAAUGGAGAGGAAUUCUAGGAAGACGCUUCCUUCCCCCACCCUCUCCCCAUACACCCCCUCCUCUCCCAUAUCCCCCAAACCAACUCACUUACAUGCCAAUUAAAUAUGUAUGCCCCUCCCCUUUCUCAAAACACAAUAGAAAAACACACCUCCCCCUUACCCCCUUCAGUCUUGUGAUGCUCAGUUGAAGUUGAGGCUCACUUAGCUUGAAGACCUAUUUCACCAAAUGCUGCUAACUCAAUCUAGGGUUUUUAGCUCCUGUGAAGAGGCUGUGCUAUGACUAGGACCAGCCUGAUAAUCCAUUAUCUCCUAUGAAGAGAUCUCAUGGGCUGUGUCCCAAAUGGCAUCCUGUUCCCAAUUGUCCCUGGUCAAAAGUAGUGCACAACAUAGGAAAUAGGUGCAAUUUGGGACGCACACAUGUUCAUGGGCUUGAAUGAAACAAAGCCCGAGCUGUAGAACUCUGUCCUGAAAGGUAGAAAAGCCUUGGCCUAAAGGGUUGCAUUAAAACACCAUAAUCUCAUUCGCCUCAUGUCUCUCUGUCCACCCCCUUAACCUCUGACCCGGGAUUUGUUACUCCCAAUAGAUGAUGUCAUUGGUGCUUCCUCUCUGAUUGACACCACCACCCUGGUAGUACCCCUCAUUCCAUUGGUUGAGCUCAGUCCUGCUGAGAUGGAUCAGGUCAUGGACUGUCAUUAGGUCCCACCUAGUGAGAAGUUAAUUGAACCUAGUGAGAAGUUAAUUGAACCUAGUGAGAAGUUAAUUGAACCUAGUGAGAAGUUAAUUGAACCUAGUGAGAAGUUAAUUGAACCUUUUUUUUUAUUCUAGUCAGUCACACUAUAUCAAGGCAGACACUUUUAUCCUUAACGUUCUGAGCUUGUGCUCUAACCCCUAUAUCCACCAGAGGUGCCUCUAUGGGGUGACUUCAUGAUGAGGUCCAACUACUGGCUGUAAAAUAGCUGCUGUGUUGGCCUGGGGUCAACAGCCUCUCUCCAGCAGUAGUACUGGAGACAGUCUGAGGUAUUUCAUUCACCUAACCAACUGGCCUCAUACUGAAAGGACUUUGAGAGGUCACUCAUCACUUCAUCCACUGAUAUGGAGGAGCGGGGAGUCAUUUACACCAUAGACUCAUGAUACCCAGUAGCUUGCUGGUCCCUGGUGCAGAAAGGUUGAGAAACACUAACCUACUGUAUCUGUCUGGGAACAAUGUGUCACUAUUCAAAGGUCUUAACCUGUCAGGACUUAACCUGUGAAUAAUGUGUCAAUGUACCAUUCAAAGGUCAUGCUACAUUUAGUCCCCACACUAAAGCUGUUUCUUAAUGAUUUACCUGCAGCUGAGCAUUGAGAAAGCCCAGGCCAUCGCCGAGCAGGUGGAACUGAAGGCCAUGGUGGUCCAGUCAGAGGUCAAAGCCAUCACACAGCGUCAUAAGAAGGCCCUGGAGGAACGAGAGUGUGAGCUGCUGUGGAAAGUAAGUUGGUUUUGUGCGAAGUAGUAUCAUACAGUACAGUACAUUUACACAUUCCAGCAGUGUUACAAAACCUUCACCCCUGCCUAACAGGUCUGUGUAACUCUCUUUUAUUUAUCCCCCCCUCCCUUCUCCUCUCUCUCUCUCUCUCUCUCUCUCUCUCUCUCUCUCUCUCUCUCUCUUUCUCUCUCUCAAGAUUGAGAAGAUCCGUCAGGUGAAAGCCAAGUCCCUCUAUCUCCAGUUAGAGAAGCUGCACCAGAACCUGACCAAGCUGGACAGCACCAUUGUUACAGUAGCCCAGGUCCUGGAGAAGGGCAGUAGUCUGGACCUGCUGCUGGCCAGAGAGAGCAUACUUAUCCAGAUCACAGAGCUUAAGGCCCUCAGGGAGCUGUUACUACCACAGGACGAUGACCACAUCAUGUUCACCGCCCCCGACCAGACCCUGCUACUCGCCAUCCAGUCCCUGGGUCUGGUCAGCUCUGGGGCCUUCGCCCCCCUCACCAAGGCCCAGGGAGAGGGGCUUUGUCGGGGCUUGCAGGGUAAGCAGGCCUCCUUCACUGUGGUGGGGUAUGAUCAUGAUGGAGAGCCCAGGCUGUCUGGGGGGGACGGUGUGUCAGCUGCGGUGAUGGCGCCUGAUGGUAACCUGCUGAACGCUGAGGUGUCCGACCACCAGAACGGAUCGUACACGGUCAGCUACCUGCCCAAGGUAGAGGGAGAACAUCUGGUGUCAGUCCUUAUCUGCAACCGGCACAUCGAAGGCAGCCCCUUUAAAGUGCUGGUAAAGUCUGGCCGCAGCUAUGGAGGUAUCCCCCUGCCGGUGGACUCGUUCGGCAGGGAGGGGGACGGAGACGGGCAGCUGUGUCGCCCCUGGGGGGUGUGUGUGGACAAAGAGGGCUACAUAAUUGUAGCUGACCGGAGCAACAACAGGGUGCAGAUCUUCAAGCCGUGCGGUUCCUUCCACCACAAGUUUGGUACGCUGGGCUCCAGACCAGGCCAGUUGGACCGACCAGCUGGGGUGGCCUGCGACGGCCAGAGGAGAAUCAUCGUGGCCGACAAGGACAAUCACCGCAUCCAGAUCUUCACCUUUGAAGGCCAGUUCCUCCUCAAGUUCGGGGAGAAGGGAACCAAGGCCGGUCAGUUCAGCUACCCCUGGGACGUAGCGGUCAGCUCGGAGGGAAAGAUCCUCGUCUCAGACACCCGGAACCACCGCAUCCAGCUCUUCAGGCAGGACGGCACCUUCCUCAACAAGUACGGCUUCGAAGGGGCUCUAUGGAAACACUUUGACUCCCCCAGGGGCGUGGCCUUCACUCAGGAGGGCCACCUGGUGGUGACAGACUUCAACAACCACCGUCUGCUGAUCAUCCGGUCGGACUGCCAGUCGGCCCGCUUCCUGGGAUCAGAGGGAACCGGUAAUGGUCAGUUCCUGCGGCCGCAGGGCGUAGCAGUGGACCAGGAGGACCGCAUCGUGGUGGCCGACUCCCGGAACCACAGGAUCCAGGUGUUCGAAACCAACGGUAACUUCCUAUGCAAGUUGGGGACUCAGGGUAGCAGCUUUGGACAGAUGGAUCGCCCGUCGGGUAUAGCUGUUACUCCAGACGGAAGGAUUGUUGCCGUGGACUUUGGAAACAACAGAAUCCUUAUGUUCUAG
Molecule: messenger RNA, 11295 nt
Organism: Coregonus sp. 'balchen'
Lineage: Eukaryota; Metazoa; Chordata; Actinopteri; Salmoniformes; Salmonidae
Source: the annotation of a GenBank genome assembly